Messenger RNA from Fimicolochytrium jonesii, 3216 nucleotides. RefSeq lists its product as uncharacterized. Bases 1 to 3216 code for a protein of 1071 amino acids. NCBI's taxonomy places the organism in Eukaryota, Fungi, Chytridiomycota, Chytridiomycetes, Spizellomycetales, Powellomycetaceae. The record is from RefSeq and is a predicted model, not a curated record. Gene Ontology annotation, molecular function: protein binding. The transcript has 3 exons.
AUGAGGUCGUCUACGACAACUCCUGGACCAGGUGGUGGUGGUGGUGGUGGUGCCGCCGCCGCGGCAGUCCUAUUUCUGUUGGCUUCGACCCCCUACGUCCAGGCCGCUCCUUCGCCUCACGACUGCAAACUCUCUCCCGGUUUCUGUCAAUGCGUACCAAACACACCCGGCUGCUCCGCUGACGGCAAGCCUUGUUUCCAAGGCGCCCCUGGAUGUGGUGGUUUACCCGCGAGUGCAUCGUCCGGACUGGUGCCGGCGCCAUCCGCUUCUAACGGCCUUGCCGAUGCUGCUACUGCUGGGAAAGCACAACCCUCGGGACUACCACUGGGGGCAGCACCACCAGCUGGCACUCCAAACUUGGGGUCUGGAGGGAGCGCUGGUCCGCUCAGAGCGGACCCUAUCGCUCCACCUGCAUUGCCUGCAAGCGCUCACGGUCAGAGUGGUGGUGGCAAUGGUGCAGGUGCUGCCGCUCCUGGUGUGCUGCAGGAUCCUGCGCAAGCCGCACCUGUGCCUGGCUCUGCGACCUUCAGCGCUGCCGUGGGUGGCGCUACACCAAUCGACGGACCGCUCGGGAGACCAGCAUACACUCCACUUCCGGCCGCCGGCGUCCCAACUAUCAACAACAACACCAGCGGCGUCAACAUAGGCCUCGUCGCCGGUGUCCCCAUCGCCUUAAUUGUCCUCCUGAUUGGCGCGGUCUUUGCCAUCAGGCACCACCAGCGACGAUCGGCAGGCGCAAAAACUCCCUACGGAAACGUACCCGAAAUGAUAGCGACCAAGCCAGAUGCCAAUGCCCGUGGACCACCCUCAGCAGGCCUUGCACCGCUGCUGCUGCGACCGGAACUCAUGUCUCCAUCUUCGUCCGCCGGACCCGAGUACCCUUACUCGCCCAUGUCACCGAUCUCGAGCGCGACGCCCUUGGCUCCGGAUGCCCAUGCUGGACAUGAGCUGUUGCCUGUCAAGACUGUCGGUGGUGCCGCAGCUGGUGUUGGUGCCGCCGCUGUGCUUGCAGCUGGACGUACUUCGUCCUCGUCUCGUGCGACGUUGUCAACUGCCUCUCGGGCUUCGCAUGAUGGACAUGUUGCUCCUGUCAGCACAUCAUCGCGCACGGCAUCCUUGAGCGACACGACCGGUGUUUCAACAUCCUCCGUCCCACCGCACGUUGACAUCGUCCCGCCGCUCAGCCGCUCAAACCCCAACGUCUCAACUACCACCUUCUCCCGCGACAUGAACGAAGUCAUUGGCCGUCUCGCUCAACCCAGCAACCUCACCGACCUGGCCGCAAAAGGCGCCGCCGCAUCCGUCACCCUCGCCGCAAUGGAACACGACACCGCCUCGGAAGACACCAUCCCUUUCCCCACAUCCCCUGCAACAACCCUUGACCGCACCCUUGACCGCACCCUCGAUCGCAUGCUCGAUCGCACCCUCGACCGCAAGCCCCGCACAAACUCCAUCUCCUCCCGCGCCUCCACCCGCUCCCACCUCUCCCGCUUCCUCCCGCCCACCCUAACCCGCCGCGCCACCCUCAGAACAAUGGACGAAAUCAUCACCGUCGUCGACGAACGCACCGGCACAGUCCUCGACAAAAAGACCGUCACCGUCACCGAGUACGGAGGCGAUAUACAAGAUCUGGAGGCACACAGUGCGCAGAUUGAGAUUGCGGGCGCCGAGGUUGCGCUGGUGGGUGAGACGGUUGUUGUGGAAUGGAAUAAAGGGGAGGGGGAUGGCGAGAUGCAGGAGGUUGUGACGACCGUGACGGACCGGGACGGGGAUAUUGUGAGUGUCAAAGCGAGCACGCCGGGGGGCAGUUCACCCCCGACGGCGGUGGGUACGCCUGUGGAGGAGAGGGAGGGGUUGGCGGAGGGUGUUAGGGGGUCGCCGAUGGAGUUGGAGGGUCGGGAUGUGGAUCCGAUGGACGGAGCUGUACCCGUUGGAGAUCAGCAUAGGGAAGGGCAGAUCGCAUCGGCCGCCGAGCCGGGAUACCUUCCUGCGGAGGCAGCACUACAAGAGGCACACGUAGCCCGUGCGCCUUCGACGGAGCAAUUCGCUGCAGCGGCCUCAACGGUCCCGCUUGCCGCCACCGCUUUGGAAAGUCGAGGGAGCCCAAAAGCGGUUGACCCGCCAGCGGCCGUGGCUACUGCUGAUAGUCCGUCGGAAACACACGUUGCUGAUAACCAGUCGACAAAGCCAGGGAGCGAGACGAGCCCGGUCAUCGCUGAGGGUGAAGGUACCCCUGUCGUUGCGGAAAACCAAGCCGCUGAUGUGCAGUCGACUCCGGUAGCCGUCGAGGACCAGACAAUCCCAGAUGCCAGCGAUGUGCAACCAGCCAAGGCCGCGUCUCCUUCUGAAUUUGAAGCGGCAAGCCCAUCAUCUACGGCCGAGCUCGCUACAGCAGCCGCCGGAGUCGCGUCCCUAUCGCACCCCUCGCAAUCCCUCCCAUCACCCCCCGAAACCCCGCGCAACAGCUACCGCUCAACCCACACCACCUCCUCCCCCUCCACCCCCGCGCGCCCAACCCGCAGCACCUCCCGCCCGCGCUACACCCCCACCCCGAUCCCGGAAGAGGAACCCCUCCCCGACCUCUCCGCCUACCACCCGCCCGCGCCGACCUCCCACGUCUGCAUCCAGCCCUACCACCCGGUCCGCCCGGACGAGAUGGCGAUGCAAGUCGGCGACCUGGUUGGCAUCGAGCGCGAGUACGCGGACGGGUGGGCGCGCGGGCAGAACAUCACGCACGGCCGGCAACGCGCCCACUUCCCGCUCGCCAUCCUCACCCCCAUCAAGAGCGGGCCCAGCCAGCGCGUCGCCAAGAUCGCCGGCCGCGCGUGGCUAGGACGCCCCGAGCACGACUCCCCCGACGAGAAAAAAGGACAUCGCGGAUCCGUCGUGCCCCCGCAAAGGUCCCACUCCCUCCCCUUACGACGAUCCCCCACACUCACCUCCGCCGCGGAACACGCCCCCCCACCGCCCUCCGAACACGAACACGAAGACGAACACGAAGACGAACACCACCCCCCGCAGCUCAUCACCCACCACCGCGAAACACACCCGGACGGCGAAACGGUCACCACUACUACCACCCGCCACCUCGACCCCGAGACCGCCCUGCCCACCCGCAUCACCAAGGUCGAGAAACGCUCCCAGAUCAGGAAUCCGGACGGAACGGUUACGAAACGGGUUAGCGUGGUUAAUGUCACUGACCCGGAGGUCUCGUAG